UUUAAUCGUAACAGAAUCGUUUUAAUUAACAAAAGGAACUUCCUAGUGAUAGUUAAUAAUUAUAUUUGCACGUAAAAAUGAUUGAAAAUGGAAAUACGACAUUUUUACAUUUAUAUUUUUAGUUUUGUUCUAAUAAAAACAUAUCUCGAAGCCAAACCUGUUUCACUAAACGACAUCAUAGCGGCAGAAGAGCAAGCCGCUCUUUCUACUACCAGCAAAUCAGCAAAACGCAAAACUUUAACAGGUACUCAUAUACAAACUCAAACAAAGAAAAGCUCACCAUUGAAAUUCCGACAAACUUUUCAAAUUGAAUCACCGUCGCUACCGAAGAAAUUUAAAACAUCCCAAAAAUCGCGGUAUAAACGAAAAUAUUUGACGAAAAAAAGAGAAAUUAAUGACAAUGACGGAAUUAUACAGAAAUACAUUCCCUUGCUUAAAAAUCUUAGGCUGCUUGUUGAUAACAUUCUUGCUUCAGGGUCAAGCGAAACCUACGAGCCACGAGAAAAAAAGUUUAAAAGAAAUCAUUCUACUGUCAAUGAAAGAGCCAGUGUUGCAUGCACCUGUGAACGUAAAUCCGAUUCAGAUUCCACAUCGCGUCCGCAGGAAAAGACAAUUAAAACUACCACGGCUCUUACCACUGAGAUCCCGAACGAGAUUGUCACCGCUACCAUUGCUACCACCACGCCGGCCUUUACUUCUAUCAAUGAUAACGUCCGCCGUAUCGGAUGGAAUAAGAACGUACCCGUACUAUCUACAAGAAAUUCCACUAGCGUUUGGAGAAACGAUAGUGGAUUCGGUCAGAGACGCAGCUCCUCAUUUAACGGAAGCAUUGAAGGAUAUAUCCCCAGGAAUAAUGGAAAUAAUGAAUGUGAUACCAGAGACGAAACGUGGCCCCAUACAGAAAAUUAUGAAGAAUAUACCAACAGUUAUCCACGAAACGAUGCAGGUCGCGAUGGAUCCAGUGAGCGAGUACACGGAUUCGGAAUCGAGUCCCGAGAUACAGAGCUUAAUAGAGGAACCAGCAAAAUUGAAGAAUCCGCGUUACCGGGAAAUAAAACCUUUGAAGACGAUACAAGAUACCUACUUGAACACAAAAGAGAAAUGGAAUACAAAAUUAGAAGAGACGAAACAGAAAGCUCAAUAUCUAUACCAGAACUUGCUUCAAGAUUACGAGGAUUUGACUCCCAAGAAAAGGUCACGGCAAUUCGAACAACCGAAACUAAUAAAGAAGCCUUCAUACAAAAUAGCACCAGCGAUAAACAAUUCCCUUACAGAAAUGGCCCAUUUACCGCAGAAAAUCAAGAAGUUCGUACAGCACAUAAAGCAAUAGGACCAAAACACAUUUUGCCAAAUUCAACAUAUCCAGUGGGUAAAGUUGUUAUGAUUUUUGAUGGAUACAGUGUUGCAAAAGAUGUUAACGGCGAUAACAAACUGACUGAAAAAGCUAUCCACAUCCAUAAAUCAGGUUCAUAAGUCUCAAUUAUGUUAGUUUAAGAUCUAGUAGUUACCUAGUAGUACUCAAACCAUUCUAGGUAUUGUAAAUUAUAAAUAUGAAGGUAUUUUGAGUUGAUUGGUUUACGUCCAUAAGGUUCUCAAUUGAUAUCGAUAUCGAUUGUAGUAAAUGCUCAAUGUAAAAUGCGAUCUAAGGUACUCAUGGCAUGAGAACAAUUCACAAGAAAUAAACAAAUUAUUUUAUUUAUUUACGAGCUACUUUUUAUACAAACAUAUCAAAAGUCGAUCGUAAAUAAAUAAACCAUACGAACAUCUC
Pararge aegeria (speckled wood butterfly) is the source of this 1768-nucleotide messenger RNA. RefSeq lists its product as uncharacterized. Bases 88 to 1473 code for a protein of 461 amino acids. The transcript is spliced from 3 exons. The record is from RefSeq and is a predicted model, not a curated record. NCBI's taxonomy places the organism in Eukaryota, Metazoa, Arthropoda, Insecta, Lepidoptera, Nymphalidae.